AUGUUCUACGCCCACUUCGUCCUCAGCAAGCGUGGGCCGCUCGCCAAGAUCUGGCUGGCGGCCCACUGGGACAAGAAGCUGACCAAAGCCCACGUGUUCGAGUGCAAUCUGGAGAGCAGCGUGGAGAGCAUCAUCUCACCCAAGGUGAAAAUGGCUCUGCGGACGUCGGGGCACCUGCUGCUGGGGGUGGUGAGGAUCUACCACAGGAAGGCCAAGUACCUGCUGGCCGACUGUAACGAGGCCUUCAUCAAGAUCAAGAUGGCUUUCAGACCAGGUGUGGUGGAUCUGCCGGAGGAGAACAGAGAAGCAGCCUACAACGCCAUCACUCUUCCUGAGGAGUUCCACGACUUCGACCAGCCACUGCCGGACCUCGAUGAUAUUGACGUGGCUCAGCAGUUCAACUUGAACCAGAGCAGAGUGGAGGAGAUCACCAUGAGAGAGGAGGUGGGCAACCUCAACCUGCUGCAGGACAACGACUUUGCUGACUUCGGGAUGGAGGACCGCGAGCUGAUGCGGGAGGAGAGUGCGUUCGAGGUGGACAUGAUGGAGACGUCAGCCUCCAACCUGCUGCUGGAGGCGGAGGGCGUGGCCAACCCGAUAGUGGACAAGUCCAACCACCUGGAGUACGACGACCACUACAAGGACGACUUCGGGGACAACCCCAUGGAGAGCAGUGAGGGGGGCAUGCUGGUGGACAAGCUUCUGAGCAAUGAGGACGGAGGUGGCAUCUUUGACGACCCCCCCGCCAUCACAGCAAGUGUGAUGAUGCCUCAGGACCACGGGGAUGAUGACGAUGACUUUGACGCCCUCUCGGCGGGAGCUCCAGACAGUCCAGACUCAGGCCCCACUGAGCCCCUGCCGGUCAUGGCCGACCAGACGGAGCAGACGGCGCUGGUUCACAACGAGGAGGAAACCUUCGCCCUGGAGCCCAUUGACAUCACAGUGAAGGAGACCAAGGCAAAGCGUAAGAGGAAGUUGAUUGUGGACAGCGUGAAGGAGUUGGACAGUAAAACCAUCCGAGCACAGCUCUCUGACUACUCAGACAUCGUCACCACGCUGGACCUGGCGCCUCCCACCAAGAAGCUGAUGAUGUGGAAGGAGACCGGGGGCGUGGAGAAGCUCUUCUCCCUGCCAGCUCAGUCGCUCUGGAACAUGAGGCUGCUUAAGAUGUUCACAAGGUGUCUGACGCCCCUGGUACCUGAUGAGCUGAGGAAGAGGAGGAAAGGUGGAGAGGCAGACAGUCUGGAUGAGUUCCUCAAAGAUCUGGAGAAUCCAGAGGUCCCCAGAGAGGAAACCACAGGUCCCCAGCAGAGAGACAUCAUGGACCAGACCAUCAUGGAGGAGGCCAGCAUGCUUCAGACUGCAGCGGUGGAGGGCAGCAGGACCACACUGGACGAGUCAGUGAUGCCGCCACCAUCUUCCCAACGAGGCAUAAAACGCAAAUCCCAGGACACAGAGCCAGAUCUGCCUCAGCAGCAGCAGCAGCAGCUGGAGACUCCAUCCAUUGUGGACUUGCCCCCAGAGGAGACCACCACGAGCAUCAACCAGCUGAUAGAGUUGGACCUGCUCAUUGACAAGAAGAAGAACGAUGACGACUCUGAUGAAGAGGAGGAGGAGGCGCAGGGAGACCAGGACCAGGAGGAGAGGAGGUGGAACAAAAGAACCCAGCAGAUGCUCCAUGGCCUCCAGAGGGUGAUGGACAAAACGGGCACCCAGUCGAUCAGCCUGCUGGACAUGUGCUGCAACAACAACAGGAAGCAGGCUGCAGCCAAGUUCUACAGCUUCCUGGUUCUGAAGAAGCAGCAGGCGGUGGAGCUGGUGCAGGAGGAGCCUUACAGUGACAUCAUCGCCACACCCGGACCUCGCUUCCACAUCAUCUAG
Molecule: messenger RNA, 1881 nt
Organism: Pleuronectes platessa (European plaice)
Lineage: Eukaryota; Metazoa; Chordata; Actinopteri; Pleuronectiformes; Pleuronectidae
Product: double-strand-break repair protein rad21 homolog A
Exons: 13
Coding region: 1-1881 (626 amino acids)
Biological process (GO): replication-born double-strand break repair via sister chromatid exchange; mitotic sister chromatid cohesion; synaptonemal complex assembly
Cellular component (GO): synaptonemal complex; cohesin complex
Molecular function (GO): protein binding; chromatin binding
Source: RefSeq, a predicted model, not a curated record